GUGACUCGACAGAAAGCGCGCAGAAGCCGCAGAGUUGGUGCCCGCUGCCAGGACGGAGAAUUCCUCAGACUUGUGUCUCAGUUCGCUCGCAACUUAAUUACAGAUUAGUUAAAAGACAAAGUUGUGGCCCGAAGGAAACGCGGCAAUCAGCAUCGAGUGUAAUUUCCUGUCGUGGCGACUUGGAGCUAAAUGUGUAAAGAGAAGAGCAGCGAAGCAGGAGUGAGCAAGGAGUGAGCAAAAAAAAAAAAAAAAAGUGAUCGAAGACGUGAGCAGAAUAGACGAGGACGGGAGGCUGAGAAAGGGGGCCGAAGAGUGCAGUCCGAGGGGGCAGAAAGAAAAAGAAAAAAACAACACCAUAACAACAAACUUCUGUACAACUCCGCGGGAAGUCAUCAUAUCCACGGGGAAAUAACAGCAACACAAAGGCACGAUUGAAACGAAGAAAAGGAGACGAGUCCGCUCAGGAGGGCAGGAGGAAGCGCACACGGCAGGGAGACUGGGGGGCGGCGGCUGCGCGAUUUCGUUCGAGUUUGACACCGGAGCUGAACUUUCUCAAGUCACGGCAGCCCGACCGCAGAUCCCCGGCGGAUCUCCGGACAAUGAGAACACCUCGCUAUCGCUGAGGGCUCGCGCUUCAACCGCUUGCUAACAGAUGUCUGAAGAGAGGAGAGAUUUGGUAAGCGUACCCGGUGAAGAAGAUGUCCUCAUGGUCCAGACGCCAGAGACCAGCCACUUCUCAGAAGAUGACUGUGGUAGCAGAUUGCUGCCCGAAGUAGAAGCUGGUGAAGAUGCGGGACUGGGGACGUGCAUGUCUGUUGAAAAGAGUAGCCAUACAGGUCUGGCUGCCUUAAGUGAAAAUGUAACAUGUCAGCCUCAAGCUCAGCCGGCCCUGCCUUUAUCUGCACUGGAAAUGUUACCUGAACAUGGUUCUCAAUGGCAGAGUGUUGUGACUCAAGGUCCCCAACAGAACGGCGUCGAGAAUGGUACGGUCCACGGAGGCCCCCGGGUCUUCCCCCAGGUUGUUACGCAGAAGCCUCACAAAAAGCUGCAGUCAAAUCCAUCAAUCAACAGCCACAGCAGCAAGAAAAGCAAAGGCAGCUCAAAAUCCACCAACUCCCAAAUCCCGGCAGAGGUAGAGGGAGACUGCUGCGUCCAUUGCAUCUUGGCCUGCUUGUUCUGUGAGUUCCUCAGCCUGUGCAACAUCAUGUUGGACUGUGCCACCUGUGGCUCCUGCACCUCCUCAGACUCGUGCUUCUGCUGCUGCUGUGCAUCUGAGGAGUGUGGGGACUGCGACAUGCCCUGUGACAUGGACUGUGGCAUCAUCGAUGCCUGCUGCGAGUCUGCCGACUGCCUGGAGAUCUGCAUGGAGUGCUGCGGGCUGUGCUUCUCCUCAUGAAACUUGAGCCCCGCUUAAACUAGUGGAACUGGAUGUGAGCUCUCUGUGCACUUAAUGAGGGUGGGACCUCGACAGCUUAAUAGGGCGUAUGGGGAGGAACGUGAGAGGAGACGUGUAUUAAAGAAUGAACCGGAGGUUCAGAGUGCUGGAAGCAAGUAUCUACAGGGACAAGGUUCAACCAGCCUAACUGGGUUAUUCCCUUCUUCCUUCUGGACAUUUCUUCACGUGUCUUCUUCACCAUUAAAGGUGAAGUGAGAAAACUAAAGAGUUGAUAGGUUUGGAUGGCUGCAGAUAGCUGCUUUCUGAUUUGACACUGUUAAAAAAAAAAAAGCCACUGCAAUGUCAAAGAGGCCUAUAGAUUUGGUUAUCUUUUAUAACCCCACUGGCUUGAUGCAGGAUUACAGCUUAAUUUCUUUUUUUAAAUGGAUUAUCCUGCAGGAAACAACUUUUAUUUUAACCAUCUCAAGAUCAUUAUUUACAGCAGUGACCCUGCUUUAUCACAAUGAUUCUUUAUCCCAAACUACAAUUCACACAGCAGGACUUCAACUAACAGAUUAUAGACCAUCACCUAAUACACCCUGGCCUUGGCAUAUUUCACAGCAGCCUUUAAAAGUCCUUACCUAUGGCACCUUAUUGACCACAGCGAGAUCAUGCUGUACUGAGACAAAUGUGUGUGAAAACACAUCAAAGUGGUAAAUUGUGUGCAUGAAACAGUUAAACUAUCCACAUGUAGGAGUAAGUAGUGUACACGAGAUAAGUGCUGCAAAAACAGUAGAUCAUGCCGACAAAAUUAAUCAUUUAAAUUGGUUAAUAAUUAAUGUACGAUAGAUAAUAAAUCAAAAAGUUGAUAAUCAUGCAAAUUAAAUAAGUUGCUAAACUUAAAUAACACAGCAUGCAAACGUGAAGGUGAGUCAAUGUUGUAAAACACAGGAAGUAAAUCUGUUUUGCACAAGAAAUUCUGCAGAACACAUUAGUAACAAAUCGUGCAGUGAAACUACGUUGUGAAAACAAAAUGAUCUAUUUGUGUAGCGCAAUAUGUCAUUCCAAUUAGAUAAUAAAUCCUGCAAAUGAGACCAUUUGGGCAGAAGAAGUACUUUGCACCUGAUAUGGUCAUGCACAGAAGAUAAUUAGCUGAAACGAGAUAAAUUAGAUCAAGUUUUCAAAUGAGUUUAAAUGUUCUGUGCCCAAAAUAGUCAAAUAAACUAGAAAACAAGACCUCGCAACUUCAUCUCAGUUGAAAUGAGCAAACAGCUUAAGCACAAGUUCAUCAAAUGCCAUUAAUUAUUUGAAUGCACUCAGUUGGGUAAAAUCAUACCAGCAGGAUAAGACGUCCCAGGAACAGGAGGAAGAUGUCAGCCAGGAACAGCAGUAAGUGAGCCUGAAAGGACCAUUCAUACUAAACAAUUGUGAGUAAAAAAUUGUUUAAAUGAUAACAAAUCGUGCAAAUGAGACAUCUGUUGAUGUUGUGAUGCAAUCUUAUUAAGGAAUCAUGUUCAGAAGGGUUUUAGUUAAAUAUAAAAUCACACCGAGAAACAUUUCACAAAUUAGUUACAAAAUUUUUCACAAAAUGUGUAAACCAAAUGAAGAGUUAUGGGAACAAUAUGUCAUUUAAAUAAGACAGAAAAUCAUCAAUUCUGCAGACAGAAGUCAUUAAGUGCAAGUGAUCAAAUGGGAAAAAUAAUAUAAACAAGACAAGUCAUGGGAACAAUUACGUCAGCCAGAAGAUGCAGCAAAUCAGGCACAAAAUUGAUGCUGAGCUGUAACAUUAGAAGUCGAUAAAAAUACAAGUUAUGCGCUAAUAACAGCACUGGUCUGGGUUUGUUUUUGUACCCGUAGUGUCCCUUUCAGACCUGACUGUGGUGAAUCCAAAUCUGGCAAUGGAAUCACUUCCAGUUUACGAGACAUGAAGGCUUAAAAUGAAAAGAAAAAAGUAUUUUAUAAAAAAAUGAAUAUUUUAGAAUUUUAAGUCUAAAUAAUUAAUUCAAAAUAGACAUAUAAUCAAAUGUUUGCCUACAAAACACAGUCACUUGGAAGUUUUUCACACCGUACAAUCCUGUUUCACGGUAAAAAAACAACACAGACUCACUGUACUUUCCACCAUAGCGUCUCUCCGUUUGAGUGAUGGAAUCUCGACCAUUGUUCAGCAGAGAUGGGAAAAAAUCCAAAUGAGAGAGUAGGACAUGGACUUUUAAAGAUCUGUUGCACUCAAGUGCUGGUAGGAAGUGAGAAGCUCCUUGUAGUUUUCCGCCUUUGUAUUCCCAAGAAAAUGGUGUCACUUUUUUUUUUUUUAAAUAAAAGAAUAUUGUGAAUCUUUUUACCGUUUGUUUACCAGUUAACUGGUCAAGAUGAUGGUUGGAUCAAUCCAACCCGGCAUAUUUCUAUAAAAGCCAUUUAAACAACAACUUUCUCACUUUUGGGCAAUAAAAUAGCGUUUUUCUAGCCUUGCAAAAAAUAAAUUCCUGGCAAGUUUGUAGGAGAAAAAAUAAACCAGUCGAGAGCUGACAAUGUUAGCAAAUACUUGAUUGUGGGUGCCUCCACUCCAACUAACGUUAAGGACGAGGUAGACUGCUCAAAAUAUACUUCAAAUGAUAUUCUGAGCACAAAAAAUAUUUAUGCCACUAGAUACAUGUAACUUUAAAAUAUCAAUGUUUUAUUCUCUCUCUCAAAAUGGUGUUUCUCACUGAAUCUAAUAGCUCACAAAAAUGGUUUGUGGUAGAGAAAUUCCACUUUCAGAAAUACAUUCGGCACACGUAAAGCUGCCCACAUAUUUCUUGCAUGGGAGGAUUUGGUGCAGACAAACAAGAUAAGCAGUUGAAAUGAGAUAAUAUCCAAAAACUGUAAUUUCUCAGAAAUGAGUUAAAACAUUCUUUGUUAAUAUGACAUUAGGCUAUGGAAACAAUAAAUCAUUUCAGAAGAGAAAUUAUCUUCAUAAAAUCACUUGUGCAACUGAAAGCAAUCACAUGAAUUAGCCCAACGGUGAAUAGUUUCUUACUAAGUUAUGGGAACAACACGUCACCCUGAAGGUACAGAAGUAAUUUAUGCAAAUGUGGCCUUUCUCCUUUUGUUUUUUAAUUUUUCUGAGUAUUGAAUUGUCUCGAUUAUGUGUUGUGUUAAAAAGACAUGGCCAUUAACCAGGCCGAGGUUAUGCAUUAGCCUUUUACCCAAACGUAAUUGAACAUUCAGACUGAAGUCGUAUCCUUGCUAAACUUCGGAUUUUGUUAUUUUGCUCUUCAGUACUCCAGCACUGUGCUGUUUUUUGAGUCUUUGCCUCGACAGUCCAAAUCUUCACGCGGUAUUUCUGUGCCACCAUCAUUUAAAGCAGCAGUGUGCCGACGUCCUCUGUCAUGCCUGUGUCGACUCAUGUGGUUAGCAGACGGUGGUGCCAAUGACAAAUAGCAACAAGAAUAUAUAUAAAAAAAUUUAAACUCUUUAACAAACAGCAAUUAUUCCAAACAUUGCAUGAAACAAAUGAGUAUAUUCUCUAAUGAAAUUCUGUCAAUAACAACAAAAAAUAAUGACAGUAAUACUUUCAAACAUGAAAUAAAAUAAAACAAAAUGUUCUUCAGGGAGAUCCUGACAGCAUUGACCAUUUGCGCAAGCUAUGUAAUAAAUCAUAAACCGACAAUUUAUCAUUUACACAAAGUAAUAAAUCAUGCAGCAAAUGUGUGUGCAAAACAAUUACUCAUGUGAACAAGUGUAUGAAAAACUGUAAAUCAUGAGGUGGAGAAAGAAGUUGUGUGAGCCAAACGACCAUACAGACGAGAUAAGUUGUACACACAAGCUACACCAUCUAAACAGACAAAAUAAUAUCACAGCACUCCACAGGAAUCCACAGCGCGCUGUGCCCAGUGACAUGAUAAGGUGCUUUAUAAGGGCUGCUCGAUUAUUUCAAUUUCAGUCUCCUUACCUAUAACUUGUACUUAUAAAUUAAGUGUUAGUCAUGCUUUCAUGGUAUUUUCCUGUUGAACUCAUUGACUAGAGAUGAAUGUCGAAUUCAUGUAAGUUAUCCCUACUAGAUGUGCAAAGAGGAAGCAUGAAAAGCCACAUUUUGACUUUCAUCUCAAAAGCCUGGCUACACAUUGCCAACCAAUACUGCUGUGUUCUUUUUUGAUGAUUAAUCUAAAUUAUUCUGAGGUUUUCUCCCUUUAUAUUAUAUAUAUUUUUCAGUUGGGGGAAAAAAAAGGUUGUUUAAGUUAGGAAUUUUUGGUAACUCAAAUCCCACCCCAUGCACAAGAAAUACACGGUGAUAUCAGCUCUGGAAAGUUGUGAAGAAACAGCAUGGAGGACAAAGCCCCGCCCAGAGGGAGGGACAGAAGGCGGGACUGGUCAGAUGGGGCGUGUUGAGCGACACUGGACUCCUGAGGGUUAUAAUGCUGUCACAAGUUGCCUUUGUCUUUGCUGAGGACCUUGACUCUCUUUUCUGGUGGGGUUAUUAGGUCUUACGAUGGACUUUAUAAAGGAAAUGUCUUCAUUACCUGUUUCCUUAGGGUGCAACCGAAAGCUAAGAUAGUUUAGAUUGAAGCUUUUUUUUUUAACUGUUUGUUUUUUUUUUAAUGUACGGUAUUUGACCAGGGUAUAUAUACUCAGCAGCUGUUUGUUGAGAAGGGGAUUCUGCUCUCAUCUCCAAUACAUGGACUUUCUCCUAUCACCUUGCUAAUUAUAAAUGAAGCAAAAAGACUAAACAGCAAAGCAAGGUGUGCCUUCUAUUAUCUUCUAAACCAAAGAAGAGAGCAACCAGCGAGCUGAGUUGGUAACUGUUACAGAAAAAAAAAACUUUACCAUUUCUCCUACUUCGACUGGAGUCUAUUUGUGCAAUAAUAUUGAGAAUAUUAAAUAAAAAAUAUGUUCUGUGCUAAAACC
This is a messenger RNA of Polypterus senegalus (gray bichir), 6256 nucleotides long. It is a transcript of the gene mdfi, whose product is annotated as MyoD family inhibitor. The transcript has 5 exons. The coding region runs from base 653 to 1396 and encodes 247 amino acids. The record is from RefSeq and is a predicted model, not a curated record. NCBI's taxonomy places the organism in Eukaryota, Metazoa, Chordata, Cladistia, Polypteriformes, Polypteridae.